ACAACCCUUCUCUUCCAGCUACUACACGGCAGCACAGCCUGGGGAACAGCAACAUGUCAGCCCAAGACGCCCCUCCACGGCGCCCAGCGAAGAGGAACGCAUCGACAGCCGUCAGAAGCAGCAAACCGCGCGAUCCGGCCAUCGAACGGGCACUGCAACUGUCGACCUUUGAGAGCAACUACAGUACUGAAGAGUUCAUCGGGACAUUGAGUGAAAAGCUCAUUGCCGAGUCAAAGGCGAAUCCUGGGCCUUUCAAUCCGACGCCGUUCUUGCAGACGUUUUCGCCGGCCUUGGAUACACUACUUGAAUUACGGAAGCAAGUCACGGAAAGGACAAAGAAGAUGGAGACAGAUGUAAGGAGGGCAGAGCGAGAGUAUGGUAAGAGAUUGAGAGAACUUGACGGUGGUUUCGAGGCUAUUGGCAAAUCAUUCUCCAACUUGGAGAGCAAGGUAACGGAUGUUGGACGUACAGCUGUUCGGAUAGGUGAACAGCUUGAAAAUUUACACCAAACGCGUUCUACUGCCCAAAAUACAUCUCUCCUGCUUUCAUAUUACCUCUCUCUCACUCACCAAACAGCCACGACAGGCGAAAAUACUAGCCCCUUGGAGCAGCUUUUUGCAACACGUACCUCUAGACAAGGUCGAGAGAAACUGGCCGUCGUGUUGAGAAGGUUAAUGGCCAUCUCCAAAGACGUAGCAGAUAAUGCGGCUACGUUGUUAUCUGACGCCGAAGCUGGCGCGGUCCCCAAAGAAGUAACGAAUGGAGAUGGAGAAUCACAAGAACCUAUUGUCAAUCAAAAAGUCAUUUCGAAGCGGAGGAUGGAGAAGGAAAAGGCGGAGAAAGUGAGAGAUGAGAUUGAAGGGUACUGUGAGAGGUUUGAAAAGGAGCUUCUAAAGCUGUUUGACAGAAGUUACAGGAAGGGUGAUCCUAGAAUGAUGGCUCAUUGCGCGAAAACACUUCAAGAGUUUAACGGAGGAGCUUCAUGUAUCCAGAUAUACGUCAAUCAACACGACUUUUUCAUUAAAGAUCACAGCCAGAUUGAAAAAGAUGAGCAAGACGGAGUCCGCGUUGAUAUUUGGGCGACAAUUGGCAACCCUGACGAACCGCCUCCCACGACUGAACCUGGGUUGGAAGCACUCUGCAAGUCCAUUCGCUCGACUAUUAGCCAAGAAUCACAGAUCAUGAAAGCUGUCUUUUAUCCCAACUCGAGCGCUGUUAUGGAAGGUUUCUUACAGCGUAUCUUUGCCCAAGUCAUCCAACAGCAUUUGGAAGGUCUCGUCCAGCGGGCAUCGUCCAUCUCUACCCUUGCCAUCCUUCGUAUUCUCCACCUCACGCACUCCAUCUGUUCAUCUCUUGUCGAAGAUCUCAAGACAUAUGACUCUACACUCACUACUCCGCCUGCCAGCUCUUCAAGAGCACCGGCACCUGCUGGUUCCGGUGGAUCAUUUUCCGCUUUUCUGGACCGUGCUUUGGAAGAAAUGUAUGUGCCUUGGUUAGAAGGAACCAGAUAUCUUGAAUGCGAGAGUAAAAACUUGGUCGAGCUCUAUGCUGGAUUACUCAGUCGCUUUACACGUUAUCAUGAAACCGUUUUGCAAGCCAAACCAAAUUCCCUUCUCAACAAGGUCGUCCAUCAACUCGCAUCCAGCAGUUCGGCUGCCACAACAUCUUCCACCGCCCAAACCGCUGCUGCUGCAAUAUCCAAAUACGCCAACCUCUUCACCUCAUCCACUAAUAAUCCCAAAACCGGUACUGCGACGCCUGUCCUCCCUCCAUCAUUUCAAAAGCCCGGUCUCGCAGGACAAAUGCGUGGUGCGAAUGGCGCGGACACGGCGACGUGGGGUACAGGUACUUCCACGCCUGUCAUAAGGUCCGUAACUGGGCAAGAGCUGAAAGGAGAUUUGGUGAACAAGGGCUUGGAAGAUAAAGUCUGGUCGACAGAUGGUAUCUUGGCACCAACCAUGGCUGAGAGGAUGUUGAAAUGGCACGCUGAGGCGGUGGGAAGAGCUGUAGAACUGAGUAAUAGUGGUGAUGUCGGUAAGAAUGCUUUGGCGCUGCUAAAAGUGUUGUCCGAGGCUAUCGGGCGGUCAUUCAUCGAGACAGCUCUUGAUUCCACCCUUGCGAGACUGGAGCAGCAAGAUAACAAAACUGAACCGGAUCUUCAGCCCCUCGCAGUACUCAAACCGGCGGACCAGAUUUGUCACCUGUGGCAACGCUACACUACAACGGCUCUGUUCCCUUUGGCUGGCUCGAAUGUGCCUAUUAGGAGAGAAAUGACCACACUCAACACACACAAUGUAGUGAGGAUGGAGGGCAAAGCGAAUAAUGUUAUUCAAAAGGCGAUCGACAACGUAAUUGGUUGGCUAAGCUAUCUCCUCACCAAGCAAAAGAAGAAUGAUUACAAGCCCAAGAACGACGAGCUUUCUUUUGCGCGGACAAUUACCGAACCAUGCGAACUUUGUUGCGAGUUUUUGGCUACAGUCAGAGAUGCUGUGAAUGAGGGGCUGAGCGGAAAGAACGCAGAGGCUUUCUUGACAGAGAUCGGAGUUUCUUUCCACACAUUAUUACUAGAUCACUACAAGAAAUUUCCGGUAAACCCGACUGGUGGCUUGAUGUUGACAAAGGAUCUUGCCUCGUAUCAAGAUGUCAUGGCUUCUUACAGUGUACCUGCUAUCAACGACCGCUUCGAUAUGCUUCGUCAGCUCGGCAAUUCAUUCAUCGUCCAACCCAACGUCCUCAAAUCUUAUCUCACCGAGUCUCAUCUCGGCCGCAUCGAUGCCCGCUUACUACGCCCUUACCUUGCCCAACGUUCGGACUACUCCCAGUUCUCUCGUUCACUCCAACUCGAUGACGGCUUGUCUGCAGGUGCAGCUUCCGAUGAUACAUUUACCACCUCUCAUGCGCCCGGUCAUGGCCAUGGGUUAUUCAAAGGUACGAGACUGAGUACCAUGAGUGGUGUUGCUGGUGCGGGGAUGGGCAAAUUGAAAGAUAUGUUGAAAGAACUUGAUACCCUGUCACCGGAGGAGGUUUCUGAUGAGAGGAAAGCCCGAGCCAAUGCUGCCAGGGCUUCAGCGGCUUACCAACCUAUGCCCAUGUUUUACAUGCACUAGAAAAAUUGCAAUCAGUCGAGUUGUAUAAUACAUGUAUGAUUUUGUAUAUGCAUGCAUCUACUCA
This is a messenger RNA of Cryptococcus deneoformans JEC21, 3171 nucleotides long. RefSeq names its product exocyst complex component protein, putative. Bases 54 to 3107 code for a protein of 1017 amino acids. Gene Ontology annotation, cellular component: exocyst; cytoplasm. The transcript is spliced from 13 exons. NCBI's taxonomy places the organism in Eukaryota, Fungi, Basidiomycota, Tremellomycetes, Tremellales, Cryptococcaceae. The record is from RefSeq and is a predicted model, not a curated record. Gene Ontology annotation, biological process: Golgi to plasma membrane transport; exocytosis.